Molecule: messenger RNA, 2337 nt
Organism: Salvelinus namaycush (lake trout)
Lineage: Eukaryota; Metazoa; Chordata; Actinopteri; Salmoniformes; Salmonidae
Product: serine protease 27-like
Exons: 7
Coding region: 28-1047 (339 amino acids)
Biological process (GO): proteolysis
Molecular function (GO): serine-type endopeptidase activity
Source: RefSeq, a predicted model, not a curated record
CAGGUGAAUCCACAGAAACAGAUUUUAAUGGACAAGGAGCUUCUGACAAUGGGGAAUCAAAUGAAGGUUCUUGUGGUUCUUCUGUUGAUGAUGACCAUUUAUAUCCCUCCAGCCACCACAUCAACAACCCCUGUGUGUGGCAUCACUCCUGUCAACAACAAAAUAGUGGGAGGUCAAGAUACCCCUGCAGGAAGUUGGCCCUGGCAGGCAAGCCUCCAAGAAUCUGGCAGCCACGUUUGUGGUGGGUCCCUCGUCAACAAGGAGUGGGUGAUGUCUGCAGCCCACUGCUUCUCCAGCGCAAGCCCAAAUGGUUGGAGCAUUAUCCUUGGUCGACAGAACCAGCAGGGCAGUAACCCCAACGAAGUGUCCACAACUGUGGAUGAGAUCAUUUUACAUCCAGCUUACGAUGGAAGCACACAUGACAACGACAUCGCUCUGCUCAAACUCUCCUCACCAGUUAACUUCACUGAUUACAUCUUUCCUGUCUGUCUGGCAGCAAGUGACAGUGUUUUCCACCAGGGCACUGAGAGCUGGGUGACUGGCUGGGGCAAUGCCAAUGAAGGAGAUCACCUACCCCCACCCCAGACUCUGCAAGAAGUGGAGGUUCCAGUUGUGGGGAACACACAGUGUGACUGCCUGAAUGGGGUCGGCUCAAUCACAGACAACAUGCUCUGUGCUGGUGUUCUGGAAGGGGGCAAGGACUCAUGUCAGGGUGACUCAGGAGGUCCAAUGGUGGUUGAACAGAACUCCGUCUGGGUCCAGUCUGGUGUUGUUAGUUGGGGUUAUGGCUGCGCUCGGCCUAAUCUCCCUGGGGUCUACACUAGAGUGUCCAGUUACCAGUCCUGGAUCAACUCCCAGAUCAGCACCGACCAGCCAGGCUUUGUGGAGUUUACAUCCAGUGGGGUAGAUGCUGACAGCAGUUACAUCUGUCCUACUGUCGACCCCACUGACACAGAUUCAAUUUUUGAUAAUGGGCAGGGUUUGUUCGGCUCCCUUUAUAUGCUGAGCGCCUUGUUCAUUCUGUUUCUUACCAUUUUAAAUAAUUGAUUCCUACAAUCAAGGGCGGGGUUUUAUUGGCAGCCUGAGUCCAUGUACUAUUCGUUCGGGAGAUUUUUCUUUCAUAGUAAAGGCUGAUGUGCCCUGGGAAAACAAAAGUGUGGAAGGGGGUAGCCUAAUGCCUAAGGUUCUAUCCAGUGUAUGUGCAAUUACGUCUUUGAGUUACCCCAGAUCUGCUCCCCUUUUCCCUGGGCACAUCUUCCUGAGUGAGUGUUGUUUUCAAUGGGCCUUACUAUUGUAUUGAUUUAUUUGUGAAGAUGGAUAACUUGAAAUAUAUAUUUACCUAUUCAUUUAAGGGGCAAUAAGAUUCAAACAAACGCACACCCUGCUUUGGUAAACAGCUGAGGGAUAGGGCUGGAGAAAUGUAACUCAAAUUCAUAGACAGACCUUUAGGUGCAAGGAGUGACUGAUGGCUUUAACAAUGUUUUGUAAGGUUUACGAUGUUGCUUUACAAUGAUUUUGUUUACAGACAAUAGAGUAAAACAUGCUUAUAUUUUUGAUGAAGUAUAACAGUUGCACUAAGCUCAUGAGGAAUUUUAAGUUGUAUUGUUCUAGAAUUAAUUGCUAUAUAUCUUUAAAGACGCACUCCAGAAUCCUUUUCAUUUUUCACGUGAAUUACUUUUUCAUGUGAAAAGUCACAUCUCAGUAGGUGGUCCAGGUAUCCUCAUGACAUAGCAAAAGGGGGAGUCGGAUGACGUCCAGUAAACCCAUCAGACCAACUUAUUUAAUGGCCAACUCUCGAAGUUUGCAGUUGUGUCUAAAAAAACAAAAAAAAUAGCUGGAGUGUUUUUUAAUUUAAGUCUAAAAAUGGUUGUACCAUUCCCAGAUUGCCCUUUUAAUAUUUAACAAAUUACAUAUCCUUUUGCUUUGAAAGCUGUAUAACAAUGCAAAAUCAAAGAUCUUUAUGGCCUAGUGGUUAGUGGCGCAGCCCCCAGAGCACACGUUGUGUCGGCGUGGGUACUGCCUACAUGACACACUGUCGUCUCUUGUCUUUCCUGUCUCCUCUUUCUAUCUUUCCUAUCAGUAAAGCAUGGGUAACACUAUAUUUUAAUCAGGUUCACAUAUUAACCAACCUUGAAGGAGGCACUAUGUUACCGAAAUGUUGGUUAUGAGGUUUACCCAUUAAAUUGUUGGGCGCAUACAUAGUGUGACUUUAUUUGUUAUUAUACAAAGCUCACAUAUUAACCACUACUAAGUAGUUUCUAAGUUUGUAUGUACUGUACCAGUCAACUUUGGACAUACCUACUCAUUCCAUUUUUUUUAUAUAAAAAAAAAAAAAAA